Molecule: messenger RNA, 2886 nt
Organism: Candidozyma haemuli
Lineage: Eukaryota; Fungi; Ascomycota; Pichiomycetes; Serinales; Metschnikowiaceae
Gene: HIR1
Product: Hir1p
Exons: 2
Coding region: 1-2886 (961 amino acids)
Biological process (GO): regulation of DNA-templated transcription; DNA-templated transcription; chromatin remodeling
Cellular component (GO): nucleus; HIR complex
Molecular function (GO): nucleosome binding; protein binding
Source: RefSeq, a predicted model, not a curated record
AUGCAUAUCAUAAAGCUACCGUGGCUAGGCCACAGAGCUGAAAACAAAUUUAUAGAGUGCUAUGCCACCAGCAUCAACCAUACCGGUACCAGACUAGCUACCGGUGGGCUUGAUGGAAAUGUCAAGAUAUGGGACACCAAGCUGAUUCUACGGUACAAGGACUACCAGCCAGAGGAGGAUACUAAAGACGGUCUCAUUGACCGUAUGGAUGUGGACGAGCUGCCUCUUGAACUCAAGCGGCCUGUGGCCUCGAUGUCCAGACAUAAUGGAGCGGUAACGUGCGUGAAGUUUUCACCAGACGGGAAGUUUCUAGCGUCUGGAUCAGACGAUAAGAUCAUUCUUGUGUGGGAGAAGGAUGAGGAACAGACCAAUCGGCCCAAACAGUUUGGAGAGACCGAGGCUGACUUGGAGCAUUGGAUGGUGAGGAAGAGACUCGUGGCUCACGACAAUGAUGUUCAGGAUAUAUGCUGGUCUCCAGAUGGAUCUUUGUUGAUUACAGUGGGUUUGGAUCGUUCCAUUAUUAUCUGGAGCGGGACGACUUUUGAAAGAAUCAAGAGAUACGAUAUCCACCAGUCUAUGGUAAAGGGUAUAGUGUUUGACCCUGCCAAUAAGUUCUUUGCUACAGCUUCUGACGACAGAACCGUCAGAAUAUUCCGCUACUCGAGGAAACUCAAUGACGCUUCGGCUAAUAAUUAUGAGUUCCAGGUGGAACAUAUCGUCAUGGACCCUUUCAAAAAGUCCCCUCUCACAUCAUAUUUCCGCAGAAUGUCGUGGUCGCCCGAUGGCCAGCACAUUGCUGUCCCAAAUGCUACAAAUGGCCCUGUUACAGCUGUCGUAAUCAUAAACAGAGGCAAUUGGGCUACCGAUGUGUCUCUUAUUGGUCAUGAAGCGCCAUGCGAAGUAUGCUCCUUCUCUCCCAGGCUAUUCCAUCAAGGUGACUCAAAGAACAAGACUGAUCAAUACAUGACUAUUCUUGCCACAGGUGGACAAGAUAGGACCCUCGCGAUAUGGAGCACUGGCCGCACGAAACCUUUGGUGGUGGCUGAGGAAGUGGUGGAGAAUGCCAUUACAGACAUUUGCUGGGCACCAGACGGACAGUCCCUCUUUCUUACUUCGCUCGAUGGAUCUGUUACAUGUGUCAUUUUUGAAGAAAAAGAGCUCGGUGAAGUUGUGGCUGAAGAUGUAAACGAUUCUCAAUUACUACGGUAUGGAGGUGAUAGAGAACUGACUAUUUUUGCCGAAAGCGCUCAGCAGCUCGAACUCGAGGAGCUUGCUGCUAAACAGGGAAAUGUUAUAUCAGCCAGGCCAUUGACUCCACCCAUUGAAGUGAAGCAAAAGACAGAAGAGGGCUUUACCACUGCUCCAUCAACACCACAGAAGCCAAAGGAGGAACCUGUGGCUCCAAAGAAGGUAAACGUCCUUACACAGAGUGUCAAAAUUACGAAGGAUGGUAAGAAGAGAGUGGCACCUAUGCUUGUUUCCAGCAGUUCAGCACCGCCAAAGAAUAAUGCAUUACUAUCACAGCCAGCACCCAAAUCUGGGAGAAAAUUUGAGAUUGCUAGCAAGAUUUCCCAAACACCAUACUUCUUACCUCGCUUGGGUAUACAAACAAGCGUCCACGGUCUCAAACAUAGGGACAAUAGUCAUGGUGAUGAUGCAUUGAAGAAUAAUGAAGACCAAGACAAUGACAACGAAGACAUUGGCAUGGACGAUCCUAAUGCUGGUCUGAGCACUUAUAAUACUGGCGGUUCAUUCAGAAAGAAGAUGAAACGCUACAGAAGGUGGCUCAUGGUUCAUAAAUACCCAACUCCAUUCAAGUAUGUUUCCGAUUUGCCUAAUGUGCUUUUCAGGAACGCUGCAGUGAUGAACCAUGAACUUGGUCGUCUCAUUCAAAAGAAGGAUAUCAUAAGCUCUCAAGAAAUGAUUAACCCAUCGUCUAUCGAUGCAGUUGAUGAAAACAUCAUGUUCCAAGUUGUUGUGAAAUCCGUUCAGCAUUUGAACAAACAACCAAAGUAUGAAUCUUUGAACGAAAAUGGCGCUAGCGAACAUCUAGUUACGUCGAUAAUAGAAGUCAGAAAUGGGUCAGCAUGGCCUGAGGACGAUGCAUCCAUGAACGCAGACUACGCUCAGCGAUUAGACUUUCAGGACCCUACACAAGUCAUUGUGACCAAUAACGAACUUAACGACACAAGAGAUUACAUCUUAUACUUUCCUUUCAGAAUCCAACAAGUUUUACCAAUCUUGUUCGAUGAUAGCCUUUACUAUUAUGUGUUGAUUUCAUUUGACGGAGCGAUUCAGAUCGUUCAUGCUCAUUCAGGAAGCUACUUGACCCCACUUCUUGAGCUUGGAAGUAAUGUUAUAUUUGCAAAGCAAAGCGAAUCUUUUAUCCUUGUUGUGACGGGCUCCGGUCUCGUGUAUACUUGGGAAUUAUCUGGUGCUAACAAACUGAUCAUCAAGGGUGUUAUGAAGGGUGUAUCUGUUGCAUCUGUUAUUAACAGUGAAACAAAGCUUCCCAAAAGCGAUCCAGAAGCAUCAAAGAAGGGUGUGGUUCCUUCUGUCAUAGUUGACAUAAUCAGGUCUAUCGAUGUUGAUGCCAAAACGGGUAUGCCUUUUAUCACCUUACAAAACACCAACUCGGUCUACACAUACUCCAAAGAUUUGAUGGUUUGGAUCAAGGCUGUUGACCCUUGGUACUUCUUAGCAUUGGAGGAGACAGAGGUACAGCUGAAUUUGCCUGUGCUUCAAAAUGUCUUACGAAAGACAUACAGCCUCAAUCACGAACAGAUCGAGAAGGGAAAGAAGGGCAGAUAUACGUUCGAUGAGAACAACAAAGAGCUUAAAGAGAAUAUGCAACAGCGGUUUCAUGAGCUUGUGGAGCUAAUUUAA